UAUUACACUAACCCUAACCCACAUUUUUUGAGCUAGCUCCAUUAACAUUCUCACUUAGAAUGGAUAGAGUGAUGAGGUUGGCAUCACAAAGAGCAGUAGUGAUCUUUAGUGUGAGCACUUGUUGCAUGUGUCACACCAUGAAGAGGUUCUUUUGUGAGCUUGGAGUAAACCCUUACAUCUAUGAGCUUGAUGAAGACCCUAAGGGCAAAGAGAUUGAGAGGGCUCUAUCCAAGCUCUUAGGUCGAUCUCCUCCGGUCCCUGUGGUGUUCAUCGGCGGUGAUCUUAUUGGUCCUACUGAUAAAGUUAUGACUCUUCAUCUUACCGGCGGUCUUAUUCCAUUACUUCAUGAUGUAGGUGCACUCUGGCUCUGAUAUCAUAUUACAUAAAAUUUUAAAUUAAAAAAAAAUUACAUGUAGAGGUCAAAGUUUUUGAUGUCUCAAUGUAAUCUUAAUUUGUGUUACUCUCUUU
Messenger RNA from Dioscorea cayenensis subsp. rotundata (Guinea yam), 468 nucleotides. Its product is annotated as glutaredoxin-C1-like. Lineage: Eukaryota; Viridiplantae; Streptophyta; Magnoliopsida; Dioscoreales; Dioscoreaceae. The coding region runs from base 60 to 371 and encodes 103 amino acids. The record is from RefSeq and is a predicted model, not a curated record. The transcript has a single exon.